Messenger RNA from Diprion similis, 2825 nucleotides. Its product is annotated as calcium-independent phospholipase A2-gamma-like. Gene Ontology annotation, cellular component: membrane. Lineage: Eukaryota; Metazoa; Arthropoda; Insecta; Hymenoptera; Diprionidae. Gene Ontology annotation, biological process: arachidonate metabolic process. Bases 185 to 2143 code for a protein of 652 amino acids. The record is from RefSeq and is a predicted model, not a curated record. The transcript has 8 exons.
UCUUUAUGUUAUUUUGUCUUAUAUUUAACCGUUAGUUCAGAACUUACAAUUUUUCUAUAAUUAACUUACACGUAAUUGGACAAUACAGUUAGACUUUAAAAUCUAUAAGUAUAAACGUGUCGGAGCUAGUUCCAAGUGAGAUCAACACCGGAAAUAACACCUAAUAUACUUUAAACAGUGUGCCAUGUCUCUCAGCAAGAACGUCAAACACUGUCGGAGAUGCAUAUCGCUAACCAGACAAUUCACGGAAGGCACGGCGAGCCGAGAUGGAAGCGCAGCGAACAUAACAUCUCUGCCGAGUAAGAUCUCAGGACCAGAGGUUAACAUACUGCAAAAUACAAAGAUGUCGAUGCCGCACUACUGGAAGUUCCUAACACAGCUGAAAGACUAUUUAAAUAAAUCUGGCUACGAGAGAAAUUUUCAACUGGUUAUAAACAAGGAGUGGAUAAACUUCUUUCAAAGGAUAACUUACGCCCAGGUCAAAAGUGUUAGGAAAUUCACCAACGAUGAGAGCGGCAAGACGAAUGGGAACUCCUCGCUUCCCUCGGAGCAGAAUAAACGUGGUGAAAAUGUGACGCAAACUGUAACCACCAACCUGCCUGAGGUUGAUAAAAAAGAUGGCCCUCCUAGCAAUGCGAUUCGUCCACCUGUUAACAAAGUUCAAGAAAAAGAAGCGCGACAUUCAAAACAGGAAAAGGAACCUGCCAAGGAACAGGGAUACUCAUUACCUAAUGUAUUUACUGGUCUGAUGCCAAAGCUUAGUCCAAAAUCUGACGAAAACACUUCCAUCGUUAUUCCAAAGUGGAAAACUAACGUCGAUAACAUAUCGAAGAACAGUAUUGCCUCAAGAACCAGACACCUGUUGACCAGCAUCGCAGUUGCAGAGUCCAAUGCGUCGAGAUGGCGAAGAGUCGAGGAUCUCCUCGUACACAUUGAUCAAUAUCCCGAAGCCAGGCAUUACGCUAUAAAGGAAGGUGCGAUCAGAAUCCUGCUGGCUAUCCGGCAAACCUGCAAAGAUGAUCAGACCAAAGGAGCUGUUAAAGAAGCCUUGGCUGUGUUGGGCUACGUCGAUCCUUUGCCUGGCAGAGGCAUAAGGAUUCUCUCGAUUGACGGAGGUGGAGUGAGAGGCGUACUGGUUAUCGAAAUGUUGAAGAAGCUGGAAAAACUUACAGGGAAACGGGUUUAUGAAUUGUUUGACUACAUUUGCGGAGUCAGCACUGGCGCCAUUUUGUCUGUAGUAUUGGCCACCGUAAAGGAAUCUGGCGAAGGAGGAUACAAACGAAAGUCGUUGGACGAGGUCUCUGUGCUUUACAAGGAGCUGAGCACGAAAAUAUUCACUCAAAGUGCAUUGUGGGGUACGAGUAAUCUCGUUUGGAGUCAUGCUUAUUACGAUACUUCGCUGUGGGAAAAAAUGUUGCAAGACCAAAUGGGCGACAAAGAUUUGAUCAGAACUACCAGAGACAGUGUUACACCAAAGCUUUCCGUGAUUUCUACGGUCGUUAAUCACGAACGAGUAAUGGCUUAUGUCUUCAGAAACUACACGCUACCUUAUAGAUUUGAGAGUCAAUACAUGGGCUCCUACAGACACAAACUUUGGGAAGCUGUACGAGCGUCUGCAGCAGCUCCGAGCUACUUCGAAGAAUUCAAACUCGGCGAUUGCCUUCAUCAAGACGGAGGUAUUAUGGUGAACAAUCCUUGCGCCGUGGCUAUCCAUGAGGCGAAGCAGCUCUGGCCUAACAAUCCAAUUCAAUGCGUUGUCUCAUUUGGAACUGGUCGCAUACCUCACAGUUUGAUAGGCAGCGAUAGUGGACACACGAAACCCGUCGCUGGCAGUUCAAGCUGGAAAGAAAAGUUCUUUAAAAUUCUUGACAGUGCUACAGAUACCGAAGCUACGCACACAAUGUUGAAUGACCUUCUGCCAGAUCAUGUCUACUAUCGCUUCAAUCCAUAUCUGACCGAAAUGGUUACAAUGGUAGAAAUUAGGCCAGAGAAAUUCGCCCAGUUGGAAGAAGACGCCGAAAUGUAUAUCCGUAAAAAUGAGGAGAAAUUUGAGCAGGCGGCGAAAGCUCUGCUAGAAAAGAAAAGUAUAACGCAGAAAGCAGUGGAUUGGAUAACGCUUCAAAGACAAAUACUUGGUGUGUAAGAUAGAUUCUGUAACGUAACUUUAGCAUGAGCUAAAAAUCAGACCCGUGAAUUCCAAUUCUGACGCUACAUUUUUUUUCCCACUUGUUGCGCUAGUCAAUUUUUUCUUUACUAUCAGAGUGACUGAGAAUAAUUCGAUUCAUUGGAGUGAAAAAAUCAUUUACAUAUUUUCAAUUGAAAAUCUGGCAGAAUGCAUUUUAUAAAUAAUAAUAACGUAUAGGUACGGGAGAUAAAUAUUCACGAUCUGAUUUUUGAAAUGAAAUACAAACUAGAUAUUGAUUUUGAACUGUGAUAUGUUAGCUUUGUUUAUUUCUCAGUAAUUCCUGAUAAACGAAUAAACAUUGCGAUUACUGAGAUAACUAAAUUUAAAAGAUGAAACAUUUGAUGUUUAAUGAUGUAAUGUAUACAGUAUAACUACGCUCGUUACCUCACUUGCCCUGAAUGUUUUUAUAACAAUAUAGUACAUUACGCAUGUAUAUGCGUAACCCGGAAAAUAAACUUGUAUUUUAAGUGAAAAAAUCAUAAUAGAGAAUUAGGGGUUAACCAUACAAAGUAUUUGAUAAUCUGAUAUCACAUUACCUAUAAGCAUUUGUGUAGGUUGGAUUAAUUAUGUGUUACUGCCGGACCACUAUGUAUAUUUUGUACAUAAGUUAUUAUACAUCAUUUACAAGUAGAUUUUAUUU